AUGACGGUGCUCCGGCGAUCCCUCUUCUCCGGCUUCAAUCUGGUUCCUCGCCUGGUUAGAUGCCAGUGGUUGGCAGCCAACCCGCUUGGCUCAGGGGAGACAGGGCUUAUCACCGGCGGCGCCAGCGGCAGAGGAAGCAGUGGGAGGUUGGAGCUCUUACCGGACGCCGAUGCUGUGGAUAGGCUGCUUCUUGGAGCGUUGAGAGAUGGCGGAGCGGCCCGGCUUGACAAACCCUGCGACAGAUUCGAUGAGGCAGAUCUGUCUGUGGUUGAGAAUCGCUUGUUCCACCACAUAUCCUGUGGGAAGGUCGACCUUGCUCUCCUUCUCUUCGAGAAGAUCGAUCGCCCUGGGGUCUUCCUGUGGAAUGCCAUGAUCAGGGCCUGUUCAUGGAAUGGCCGGCCGCGUGGUGCCGUCGACCUGUUCCGCCGCAUGAUCAGUUCCGGCGUCACGCCGAACAAAUUCACCUUCCCUUUCUUCCUCAAAGCGUGCUCGGGUCUUCUCGCCUUGAAUCACGGCAUGGAGAUUCACGGCCGGGUGAUGAGAAUCGGGCUGCACUCUGAUGUCUUCAUCUCUACGGCUCUGCUCGACUUGUAUAUGAAAUGCGGGCAGCUGAAGAUCUCCCGCCGGAUGUUCGACAAGAUGCCUCAGAGAGACAUUGUUGCAUGGAAUGCGAUGGUCGCAGGGUGCUCCCUUCACGGGAUGCACGAAGAUACACUCAACCUUGUCUUGGAAAUGCAGAGGGCAGGCGUCAUUCCGAAUUCCUCUACUGUCGUUGCCCUUCUCCCCACCAUUGGCGAGGCCAAGGCUCUGAGCCAGGUCAAGAGCGUCCAUGGAUUCUGUGUCAGAAGGUAUAUGGAUAAGGCGCAUGUCCUUGUCGGAACAGCUUUGCUGGAUGUGUACGCCAAAUGCCUUAGUUUAGACUACUCUGAGAAGGUCUUCGACGGCGUCACUGCAAAAAAUGAAGUCACCUGGAGCGCGAUGAUCGGAGCGUAUGUCUCCUGCGACCGCAUGGUUCAGGCUUUGGAAGCAUUCAAUCAAAUGGUUCUUGAUAAACACUAUCCUCCCACCCCCACCACUCUGGCCAGCAUUCUCCGAGCCUGCGCGAGGUUGACUGACCUAAGCCGAGGGAGACACCUUCAUGGCUACUUGACCAAAUCUGGGUUCUCUUCGGACAUAACGGUGGGAAAUUCUCUUCUGUCCAUGUACUCCAAAUGUGGAAAUGUAGGUGAUGCGCUCGUGUUGUUCGGUGAGAUGGGAACAAGAGAUACAGUCUCUUACAGCGCCAUAAUAUCCGGAUGCCUGCAGAACGGCAGCGCAGAGGUGGCUCUGCGUAUUUUCCGUCAAAUGCAGGCUUCCAGCACAGAGCCAGACUCUGCGACCAUGGUGGGCGUGAUCCCAGCCUGCUCUCAUCUAGCAGCUCUGCAGCACGGCAGAUGCAGUCAUGGCUACGUUGUUGUCCGUGGGCUCUCGUCGGAUACCUCCGUCUGCAAUGCACUGGUCGACAUGUAUGCAAAGUGCGGCAGGAUCACCCUCGCGAGGAACCUGUUCGAUAGAAUGUCUAAACGAGAUAUCGUGUCAUGGAAUACCAUGAUGUCCGGGUAUGGGAUUCACGGGCUGGGGAAGGAAGCGCUUUCUCUGUUCUUUGGCUUGCAGGCUGUUGGCUUGGAGCCUGAUGAUGUCACUUUCAUCGGUGUCUUGACUGCGUGUAGCCACUCCGGGCUGGUGGAGGAAGGGAAAGAGUUCUUCUCCGCCAUGUCUGAAAAAUUUAACCUCGUCCCGAGGGUCGAGCACUGCAUCUGCAUGGUUGACCUCCUGGGCCGCGGCGGGUUCCUGCAGGAGGCCCGAGAUUUCGUCCAGAAGAUACCCUUCGCGCAAGAUGUGCGCGUGUGGGGCGCUUUGCUCAGCGCCUGUAGGCUUCACAAGGAUGUCAAACUCGGAGAAGAAGUGUCGAGGAUGAUCCAGAAGUUGGGGCCUGAGGGCACGGGGAACUUCGUGCUAUUGUCGAACAUCUACAGCGCCGCCGGGAGAUUCGACGAGGCCGCGAGCGUCAGAAUCCUGCAGAGAGACCAAGGAUUCAAGAAGAGCCCCGGCUGCAGUUGGAUCGAGAUCAGGGGCAGGGUUCACGCCUUCGUCGGCGGCGACCGGUCUCACCCUUGCUCGUCAAAGAUAUAUGAGACCCUCGGUGAUCUGUUUAUCGAGAUGAGGAAGAUGGGCUACCGCCCUGACACAAGUUAUGUGCUGCAGAAUGUGGAGGAAGAGGAGAAGGAGCAUCUUCUCCUCUACCAUAGCGAGAAGCUGGCCAUAUCAUUCGGAAUUCUCACCUUGAGCGCCGGUCAGCCCAUUUUUGUCGCCAAGAACCUGCGUAUCUGUGGGGACUGCCACACUGCGACCAAAUUCAUCAGCAUGAUUACCAGAAGAGAGAUCACUGUGAGGGACGCCAACCGAUUUCAUCAUUUCAAAAAUGGAACUUGUAGCUGCGGAGGUUUCUGGUGA
This is a messenger RNA of Spirodela intermedia, 2493 nucleotides long. Lineage: Eukaryota; Viridiplantae; Streptophyta; Magnoliopsida; Alismatales; Araceae. The record is from the annotation of a GenBank genome assembly.